AUGGAAUCUAUUUCGUUUGUGAAAAUGUGUGUUUUAUGGAAUGGUAAUAAAGGUGAGUAUUUUGAAACCAAAAAGGGACUUAGACAAGGAUACCUCAUUUCUCCUUAUGUUUUUGUCCUAUGUAUUGACAAGCUAUCUCAUAUGAUAAUUGAGCAAGUAGAGGAGGGAAGAUGUGAAGGAGCGAAAGCUGGGAAGUCAAGCCCCACUGUUUCUUGCCUUAUGUUUGCUGACGAUUUAAUUUUGUUUGGAAGAGUUGUAGAGAAUCAAAUAACUUGCAUUAUGGAAGUUUUAGAUAAAUAUUAUGGAGAAUCCGGUCAGAGAAUUAGUUAUGAUAAGUCUAGGAUUUUAUUCUCCAAAAGUACUGAUGUUUAUACGAGAAGAAAGAUUAUUCAAUUUUAUGGAAUUAAAGAAGCAAAGAAGUUUGGGUAUUACCUAGGAGUGCCUCUCACAGGAAAGUUCCCUAAGGCGAAGGACUAUCAAUAUCUAGUGGACCCGGCCAAAACUAAGUUGUCUAGCUGGAGAGGCAAACAAUUGUCCUUUGCAGGAAGGUUAACUCUAGCUAAGUCAGUGCUGAAGGAAAUUCCAACAUAUACUAUGAUGAGUAAUAUGAUACCAAAUACCUUCUUUAAGAAUAUCUAA
Molecule: messenger RNA, 639 nt
Organism: Lathyrus sativus (Indian pea)
Lineage: Eukaryota; Viridiplantae; Streptophyta; Magnoliopsida; Fabales; Fabaceae
Source: the annotation of a GenBank genome assembly